UCUUAUCUCGGAGAGACAGGAGAAACAGGAGAGACCAAGGAGAGACCGAGACUGGACACAGUGUUACCAGUUGCCACUAAAAUGACGUAUUCGUGCUUCAAACCCUAUUUUCCUCUAUUGCUGUUGAAUGUUUUAUUUCUGCACAUUGACUGCAUGUCGAUAUCGGCGUAUACUUUGGAAAGACAGCGCAUCAUGAAGAGUGAGGAGUCAGACAUGUUUGGAUCUUCCCUUGUCUUGAACAAACAGGAGGGCCUGAUUAGUGAUUUAUUAGUCAAAGCCAAGCGUGCGGAGAUUGAAGAUUCCCGGGUCAACGGAACCGUAUUUCCCCCCGCAAUCAACUUCUUUGAAUCGAGGAAACUUAUAGACUCCAGCAAAGUCUUCCAGAUUAUCAAACGUAUGCCAAAGGGUGGCGCUCUACACACCCAUGGGUCUGCCAUCACAAGUCUGGAUUGGCUGGUCAAGAACGUGACGUACAGAGCUAACUGCUACAUGUGCCACGACAACCAGGGACACCUGCAGAUGCACUUCUACGACACUCCGCCUCAACCCUCAUAUUGUCAGUGGGAGAGCGUGCAGCACGUGCGGGAGCGGUCAGGGAACGCUCAGUUGUUUGACCAGCAACUUAUAAAAAACAUCAGCAUCAUCGUUGACGACCCACACUCCACCUACGUCACUGUCAACGAUGUUUGGCGCAGGUUUGGGCUGUAUUUUAAGAUCGUCAAUGGCUUGUAUCGCUAUACACCGAUCUUCAAAGAUUACUUACAGCAAGCACUGAGGGAGUUUGAAGAGGAUAAUGUGCAGUACAUAGAGAUCAGAGCUACAUUAUCUCCGCUGUAUGAGCUCGACGGGAGCAAGCAUGACCAGGAACACAAGCUGCUGACGUACCGAGACACUGUCAACGACUACAUGGCAGCGCAUCCAGACUUCAUAGGAUGCAAGUUGAUACAGAGCGGUAUUAGAUUUUUCAAAAGAGAGGACAUUCUGGAUGACAUAAAAAGUUACAUAAAAUAUCAACAGAAAUACUCGGACAUGAUCCGUGGCUUCGAUCUGAUUGGUCAGGAGGGUCCCGGGAAGCCACUGAGCUACUAUCUGGAUGACCUGCUGUAUCCCUCCACGCUGGACCCCCCUGUCUCUGUACCGUACUUCUUCCACGCGGGGGAAACAGACUGGGAGGGUAGCCAGGUGGAUCUGAAUCUCGUGGACGCCGUCCUGCUCAACACGUCCCGCAUCGGCCACGGCUUUGCUCUCUACAAACACCCUGAAGUGAUGAAGAUGAUUAAAAAGAAAGAUAUAGCUAUUGAGGUCAACCCGAUAUCGAACCAGGUUUUGAAAUUGGUGGAAGAUUUGCGCAACCAUGGGGCGAUAACUCUGUUUGCCAACGACUACCCGCUAGUUGUAAGUAGUGACGAUCCUGCCGCUUGGGGCGCUCUUCCUCUGUCACAUGACUUCUACAUGGCGUACAUGGCGAUGACGAGAGAGGAUGCGGGUCUGGAGGUGCUGAAACAACUCGCCAUCAACUCCAUACAAUAUAGCGCAAUGACAAGUAGUGAGAAAAUGGAAGCCAUGAAGAAAUGGGAGAGAAAAUGGAACGAAUUUAUCAUAGAAAUACUGAGGCAGCACAGCCACGAUGGACAUUUGAUUGGUUAAACCUGCUCCACACGACGUUAAACUGAUCCAUACGUUCACCUGCGUCUUUAUAAUGGGAAUUAUGGUAAUGGCUGUAAAUAUAAGUGUCCACGUCCACGGCCUUCAUCCGAAAUCAAUAUCCAUUCCUUGUGCUUUUAACCGCCGUCAUAUAGCUGGAAUAUUGCUGAGUGCGGCGUUAAACAACAAACCAAACAACCAACCUUGUGCUUAUAACAGUAAAUAUUGGUGAACCAUCGUUGAGGACACAUGCACCAGGUUGUUAUAAUGACAUUUGAAUGGCAUACAUUUUAAGACAACCGAAAUCAUCCCUCGCGCUACGUGGGAAAAGAAAGAUAAAUGACUUAAAAGUAUGUUGCAUGGACGAGUAACUCUGUUAUCAGGCCAAAAUGUCAGUGACUAUAAUGAACAACAUGCCAAUUCCACCAUCA
This is a messenger RNA of Haliotis rufescens (red abalone), 2075 nucleotides long. Its product is annotated as adenosine deaminase AGSA-like. Lineage: Eukaryota; Metazoa; Mollusca; Gastropoda; Lepetellida; Haliotidae. The record is from RefSeq and is a predicted model, not a curated record. The coding region runs from base 82 to 1647 and encodes 521 amino acids. Gene Ontology annotation, biological process: inosine biosynthetic process; adenosine catabolic process. Gene Ontology annotation, molecular function: adenosine deaminase activity. The transcript is spliced from 9 exons.